UUGUGUUUCAUAUCUUUAAUAAAAAAUAAAUAAAUAAUUGUAUGCUCGUUGGUUGUAUCUAUGGAACUAACUGUUGUUAUUGAUUGUAUUGAUUGUGAUUGUUUUGAAAUGUUCAGGGGAUUAAUCUUAAGUAGUUGAAUGGAAUUGAAUGAUGAAUUUAGUUUAAUGUCAAAGAUGGAAUUUGUUAAAAUACCAGUUAAGGAGGAGAUGGAACAGAAGCCAGUGGUUGAGAUGGAGUUUGUCAAGGUGGACAGCAUCAAGGAGGAGGUCGAGGAAGAGACUCCACUGGCUGGCGUCCAACCAGCUGCUGUGUGGCAGGAGGAGAUGGAACAGAAGCCAGUGGUUAAGAUGGAGUUUGUGAAGGUGGACAGCAUCAAGGAGGAGGUCGAGGAAGAGACUCCACUGGCUGGCGUCCAACCAGCUGCUGUGUGGCAGGCUGUGAAUAAUCCUGCUGUGGAGACUAGACAUCUAGCUGGAGUUUUCAGGACCAUAACUAACUAUAGCACUGAAGGUAGUGGGUAUCUCAAGCCUGAAUGUAAACCAGACAAUUAUAUACGAGCAGAAACUGCUACCUGUAGGUGUGUACUGAUGUCUGAUGCUUGCAUCAAGGUUUCAGCAGAUUGCAAGUGCCUUCAACACCAUCAACAGUUAUAUUCUUCAGACAAACAAGACAAUGGUGCUCUAGUUAUAAGACAAGAGUCACUGGUGGUUCCCUCGUCUCACACAAGUGAUAACUGCGAAGAAUCACUUGCACAGAAAACCAACCAGGCAUUUGAUAAUGUACAGCAGCAAGUCACUAAUAGCAUAAAACAUAAAGUUGCUUAUACCUUCACGUGCAAUAUAUGCAGCAGAACAUUCAAUAGAAAAAGUAAACUAUUUGAACACAACCGAUCUCAUACAGGGGAGCGUCCCUUCAAGUGUGAUCUGUGUAGUAAAUCAUUUACCAAGAAACAAGUACUUGAAAUACACAAAAGAAUACAUACAGGGGAGCGUCCCUUCAAGUGUGAAUUUUGUAGUAAGAAAUUUAAUUUAAAAAAUAGAUUUAUUGAACAUACCAGAUUACAUACAGGGGUGUAUCCCUUCACGUGUGAUGUGUGUAACAAAUCAUUUACUAGCAAAACAAUACUUGCUAAACAUAUUGUGUUUCAUCAAGAGGAGCGUCCAUUUAAGUGUGAAUUAUGUAGUAAGUCAUUUCAUUUUAAAAGUGAUCUUUUUGUACACAACGCGUUACAUACAGGAGAGCGUCCUUUCAAGUGUGAUUUGUGUAACAAAUCAUUUAAAAGAAAAACAUUACUUACUGCACACAACAGAUUACAUACAGGGGAGCAUCCCUUCAAGUGUGAUGUGUGUAACAAAUCAUUUACUAGAAAAAAUAUACUUGCUAGACAUAUAAUGAAACAUCAAGAGGAGCGUCCAUUUAAGUGUGAAUUAUGUAGUAAAUCAUUUCAUUUUAAAAGUGAUCUUCUUGUACACAACACGUUACAUACAGGAGAGCAUCCUUUCAAGUGUGAAUUAUGUAGUAAAUCAUUUCGUUGUAAAAACUAUCUGGCUGUACACACCAAGUUACACACCGAGGAGCAUCCCUUCAAGUGUGAUUUGUGUAACAAAUCAUUUAAAAGAAAAACAUUACUUACUGCACACAACAGAUUACAUUCAGGGGUGGCUUCCCUCCAAGUGUGAGCUGUGCAGUAAAUCAUUUAAUCACAAUGAUCUUAUCAAGCAUACCAUAAUGCAUACUGUGAGGAAUUUCUCUUUACCUCUAAAUAACUUAAACCCAUUCCUUCAAACACAUACAUGUUACCUAGUGCAGAUAUAAUUUACUGCACUUCAGAUGCAGAGUCAGUAUUUUGCAAGUGGUCAAUCUCAAGUAACAACCCUAGAGGAGCUGUAUCAGUUUAUUUUGUGGUUAUAGUUUGAGAAAGAAUGGGGAAGAAAUGCUGUACUACAUAUCUACCCGUACCUUUCUUAAUACACACUUCUUUUUGUUUUUUAACUUUUUUUUGCCACUUUGAUUUAGUUAUUUAAAGUCAGUUUUGUCUGACUGCUUGUGACCAACAUAUAUGUUGUUUGCGCGCUGUCUGUUUUUCUAUGUGUAUUGUUACAAUUAUUAGAUUAUAAAAAACAAUAAUAAUAGUCGUGGGAAAACUACUAGGUUCGUAAAUGGAUAGCACAAUUAAAGUUUUUACAACACAGUUAUUGAUUACCAAUAUUUACAUCACUAAAAAUAAUAUUCUGAAAAUGCCUUAUAAUGAAUUACACUUAAAAAAUGUUUAUUCCCCAGUCACUCGGUUUUUACACACAGCUCACCUUGUGGACCUCCGCCGCCGCCGUCGCACUUCCCUUCGCCGAGGAUCCGCUCGACGCUUCUCUCGGAACACUGCUCGGGACUCUCGCCGGACCUGCAGCACUAUUGCUGCGGGAAAACUCCCGAAUGCCGGCAUCCUGGGCUUACAUAGGCGCCACUUCUAGAAUUCAAGAACGUGGCUGGGGCUAGUCGCGUCAUUCCGUGCCGACCCAACACCAGAAUUAUAGAGACAGGCGUCGGCAGCUCGCGCGACGCCCGUGGAACUCCCCAGCUGCAAGGUGUCAGGUUAACAGCGCCGAGGCAGAGCGCCGCGCGGGGAGUGGAGGGGGGGAAGCGACGACCCUUGCAAUCCACCAGGCGCGCGGCACGUCUCACGUCAGCGGCCGUGCGGGGCCCCCUAUCAGCUCCGAACCCACGCGCGCCACGGCCAUGGUGUAAGGAAGGGGAGGUGAAACCGUGCGCUUUUUCCCCCCUCCACCCACUCUCUUGCUUCGUCACCUUGGUUGUAGCCAGCGCUCUUCUUCCAGGCGCUUCCCAUCCAUUUCAUCUGCGUCUCGUGCGACCCUUCUUUAUUGUUAGUGCUUACAUGAUCCUGAGUGCUCUUAUGUAGCUGUGCAGUGUUCGGAUGUCACAAUCAUUUCUAAAAGACUCAGAUUCUGGCAUAAAAUAUAUUUCUUUUCCAAAAAAUGAAGAUCUUUGCAAUAAAGUGGGUGAACGUAUGCAAAAGGAAGGACAAAUUCUGUGUUAGCAGAGUUAAGUUUAAACAAUCAUGAUUUUAAGUAAAAAUGUCACUUGUUUUAUAAUACAAGUAUUUUUUUUGUAUGAUUAACUAUAGGUUAAUAUUAGGUCAAGGAAUAUAUUUCGUGCAAAAUACUGAGUUAUUACGUAUCUAUAAUAAUAAAUCUUUUCGCUGUAAAAAGGUUAUUUAUUGAAUGAAUUUAUUAAAAAUGAAAUGUAAACGUAUAUAUACACAUUAAUAAAAAGUCAAAUCAAUUGAUUUUAUAAUGUUUGUGUGUUCGGACAUCAGCGAGAACUACAGAAUUUAUUUCAAUUUAACUUUUUUUCUUGUGUGUUAUAGAACUAACCUAAACACUAGGUUGUGUAGCAUUAAUAAAGGGGGCAAAAUAUUUCAUCAAUGCAUGUAAACAAAUCAAAUGAAAUAGGAAUGUGAACCCCCUAUACAUCAAAAAGAAAUGUGCGCAUUUCUUCUAUUGUUCAAAAUGUUCUCUUUAAUGGAGUGGGGAGGACAUAUGAUGUCAUUACAUUUAAAUAUAUUUAAGUAUACACGCAAAACCGUGAGAUAAGAAUUCUAAAAUAUACAAAAAAGAAACAGGCUACACAGUAGCGUAACCAGGAUUUGUAAAAGUUUGGAUUUUAAGGUGUAAAAUAGUGCUAUUUAAGCAGUUUUCAGUACUUAACUUUAAAUAUUGUAAUGGUAAAAGUAUUAUUAAUUUUUUAAUAAAAAAAUUGUUUUAGUGAUGAAGUAAGAAAUUAAUUAAAGAUAUUUUAAUCAAUCCAAGUGCCUUGUCCACGUCCACUCAAAAUCAUAAAUCAUGCUCGAAGCAUGACUAUACAAAAUAAAAAAGGAAUAAAAAUGGUUGGGUUUUGGCAGAACUGGGCUAUUCCUGGAAACAAUUAGCUUUAGCUUGAAGAGUUACCCAGUCACCACCUGCUUAUAAUUACCGCGCUGGUUAAAUACAAUAGGUGUAAGAUAUUUGAAAACUUGGGACCUGUCACGGCGCCACAACCUUAUAGCUUCUGCUCGCGACAGGGGUAGGGGAAGGGAAGGAGAAUCGCCAGGGCUCGCUUACUCUUCCCCUCCAGUGCAGUGGCCGGUGAUAGCAGUAAGACACCCAGGCUUUUAGCUAACCUGCUUUCAGAUAAGAAAAAAAAAUGGCUAAGGGGGAGGGGGGGGGGUUAAAACCCCUAAAACCCCCAUCCCCUGGCUACGCCCCUGGGCUUACAUACAACCGCUUUUGAAAUUUGAGGCCUAAUAUAUAUUUUUUAAUGAAUUCGUAUAGGCUUUGGAAGAAUUUAAUUUUUAUUUCAUUACAAUAUGUAUUUAACAUAUUAAUGUUAAUGCAAAAUACCGCUCAAAAUGUGGUGCGUUAAAGUGAAUUACUUUUCUAGUUACAUAUGAUGAUACUGAUUUUAAUAAUAUGUUAGUUUCCUAAAGGUAUUUUAAGAUUUCAGCAUUACAAUCUGCUUGUGUUGUUUGUGUUAUGUUGUUGGUUUAUACACAAUAAUGAAAAUUAACGUACAUGAAUUCAUUGUUAUCUAAUUUUGUCUUUGCCAAUUUUUCCAUUUAAGCAUUUAGAUAAUGGUACAAUUUUGUUUCGUCUCUCCGUGUAAGAGUUUGUUUAUUUACGUCUUAAAUAGCAUUUAACGCGUUAAAAAAAACUGACUUUUUAAAUACUUAAAAAUUACUAUCACAUUAUAUUAUAUGUAAAGUUGAUAAUAGUCAGUUUAAAAACAUUGGACUAAUGAAUUUGUACUUAAAAAAUUUGUAAUGCCUGCAAGCUGUUUUUUGCUGAAUAAGGUAGAGCUAUUUGGUUUAAUAAUAAAUGUUUUAAAUAUUUUUUUAAAUAUACCUAUUUUCUAUCAUUAUUUAUCCUUUUGUUUAUUGUUUGUAACUAAAUAAAAUUAAAAUUUGUAAAUAAAUGGAAAGCGCUUAUGUUUAUGUAAAGUACAAAUAAGUAUUUAUAGAAACUUUGUUUUGUGUCAGAUGCGUUUUUGUUGUUGUAAUGUGUGUGUAUAUUAUUCUUUGUCGCCUGCAUCCUGAAUGUUUAUUAUCUCUAUUUUAUUAAUAUUCAUAAUAAAUAUUGUCGAAGUAUAUUAAUUCCAAAAUUCAUUACCAUUCUGUGUCGUUUUAUGUAAAAUAAUUUUUUUUUUUCAACAGUGCUGACAUUUAUGGCCAUUGCGGUAUCUAGAUAAAUACAAUACCCAGUCAACAUUUUGAAGUGAUGAAACAGCCGAAAAAUAUUGCUUCGUUAAUUUUAUUAUUAAUAUAAACCCUGUGUUUUGAUACUAAUAUAUUUAUUUAAACUGUAUGUUCUAAAUGCAUGCUAUGCUGUGCACAUAGCAAAUUAUUUUGACUCUUACUAUUCAAACGAUUGUAAAUGCACUGUCUGUGCGUGGUAUUCCCGUAAGCGCGCUGCGUGUAGACCGGGCGGUGCGACCAAGGUGACGCAGUGCGCAGUGGAGGACGAGUUUGGGCGGCUGGACGGUUUCACCUCCCCUUCAUUCCACCAUGGCCGCGGCCCUGCUUACGUUCGUAACAUUGUGUACAUUUAUGAUAUCUUUUAAAAAUUUAUACAAAAUGUAUACUAUUUAAAUAAAUAUAUUAAUUACAUAGAAUUUAGCAUUACAUUAAAGAUUGAAAUUAACAAGUUGACAUAGGUUUUUUAACAGAGAAAUUAUAGUCUUUUAAGCACUUUGACUGCUACGAUACACGUAAUAUAAUUUUAGUAAAAGAGAUGUCUUAUAAAUUUAUAAGUUUGUAUUUAAUUUACAAAUAAACAUAAAAUAUGUGCUUGAUAACCCAAAUUCUUAAAAUAUAAUAAUAGUCGUAUUGCUUUUACGAUCAAAAUAUGAUUAUAUUAUCAACACUGUUAUAUUAGGACUAUGUCAAAAACAGAAGAACAAAUGCGUAACAUUUAGGAAACCAUAACUGAAGUAAUCUGUUUUAUGUUUUUCUUUAGUGAUUCUUGAGCUUCUUUUACAAAGUUAGGCUCUCGCGCCUUUAGUCUUCGUGUAAUUAAUGGAUCUGCUAUCUCUGGAAGCAAGCACUCUGCAAGAAAUGGUUGUAGCUUUGAAAGCAUGAAUUUUUCCCAAAUUUCUUUGUCAAACAAGAUUUUUUCAUCAUGGAAGUAAUUUUUCGUAUAAACUACAAAGUCGUAAUAUUUCCUACUGCAGACUCCUAGUUGUCCUUGAAUCUGGUAAUAAAAAAAAUUGGUGGGUUUUCUUUAAACGCAAACCUCCAAGUUUUUCUUACAUGUUGCCAUCACCCGGCCUCUGUAGAGGGCCCGGAAAGUACCUGACGGGUGCUACGGGCAUCGCGGUGCUGCUGUUGUCCGGGGAGGCGCCAGGCUAGUGAAACACUAGGCCGUUGAUGGUGGGUCGUGGGUACUCUGUCCCCGCGUGCCCCGCCAGGUAUGCGGCUUGAAGUCUACCCUGAAAUCCCCUGAGGCCGCUCGGCCGUGUGGAGGACAAGGUGGCGCUAAAUAAUUGUAAGCGACACUGGUUAUGUUGAUUUAUGUUUAAUUAACAGACUUUUCCGGUGGUACGCAUGGGUACGCGGUACUCCCUAUGCGUACUCUACACAGUGGCAGAACCGCUACAAACACUACGCGAAUGUGCUAUGCGGCGUCUGAGCCGUUGUACAGUUACAUGAACGUAAGUUACUUACAGAACAAAACACGACACUAAUAUCACACAAUGAACUCACCGCGGCAGUCUCGCGGGGCGCGGUUACGAGUGUUCUGGAGGCGGCCAGUACCGAAAGUUAACUGUUUUAGGGUGGCUCAGUGAGCGUGACCUUAAAUUACACCUUACACUUACUUAUGGUUGCAGCCGGCAGGCGUAUGCGCGGUGGUUUAUCGAAAGCGUGUUGGCUGGAGACGGCCACUGCCGUACGUGGCGGGGUUCGCGACGCGGUGCAGAACCACUAACGAAGGCGGUCAGGAUGUGUCCCUGCCCCCAAAAUACACGCCGAGUCGACGUGAGCUGCUAUGAAAUAAAAGAAAAGGUUUAGGUAUUAAAAUUAUUGCAGAAUGAACGAUCUGUGAAACAAAAGUGAAAGGCUGCUCACGGACACACGUCUUGAACCGGCGCGGAGUGGUCGGAGACUGCCCAACAUGGCUUCCUCGCAAGGGAGGGGAAAUUUCACCUCCUUUGUGAGUCGGCGCCAAAAACUUGCAUUAACUUAAUUUCCUCUA
Bacillus rossius redtenbacheri is the source of this 7242-nucleotide messenger RNA. RefSeq names its product gastrula zinc finger protein XlCGF26.1-like. Gene Ontology annotation, biological process: regulation of transcription by RNA polymerase II. Gene Ontology annotation, cellular component: transcription regulator complex; chromatin; PcG protein complex. The coding region runs from base 139 to 1680 and encodes 513 amino acids. The transcript is spliced from 6 exons. The record is from RefSeq and is a predicted model, not a curated record. Gene Ontology annotation, molecular function: DNA-binding transcription factor activity, RNA polymerase II-specific; RNA polymerase II cis-regulatory region sequence-specific DNA binding. NCBI's taxonomy places the organism in Eukaryota, Metazoa, Arthropoda, Insecta, Phasmatodea, Bacillidae.